Drosophila innubila is the source of this 4884-nucleotide messenger RNA. RefSeq names its product protein PRRC2C-like. The record is from RefSeq and is a predicted model, not a curated record. Bases 153 to 4676 code for a protein of 1507 amino acids. NCBI's taxonomy places the organism in Eukaryota, Metazoa, Arthropoda, Insecta, Diptera, Drosophilidae. The transcript has 10 exons.
UUGUAGUGUUGCACAACGACAUUGUUAAGGGGCGCGCAUCAUUUUCUUGUAUUCGCUCAAAAAAUGCAAAGUAUUAAACGGUAUAAAAAAUAGACGCUGCAUAAAGGCAUUAACAAAUUCAAAACUAAAUUUUAAUAAAAGCCUGCAAUAAAAUGGCGAAACUUGGUGAUAAAACAAUGCGCGAACUAGACGAUAUAUUAAACGGGAGCGAAACCUAUGGAGAUCGAUUGGCCGCUUUUCUAAAGCUCAAGACCGCUGCAAAGCAACAAAGCUACACCCCGUUUGUUUUGGAUGACUUUGAUGUUACAGUUGAUGUUGACAUCGAUCUUGUAAAACUACCCCCAAAGCCACAGCCAGAAGACGCACAAAAGAUUCCAGCCGAGGAGCAGCCGCUACGCGAAACCACGCAGAAUGCCAUUGCAGCCAAUGAGCCGAAUACUGUGAAAGCGGUACAACAGCCACCAGUAAACGCAGCGCCUUCACCUGCUCGUGAAAAUGUACAGCCAGCUGCAUCCCCACCUGCGUGUGAGUAUGCUCCAGCUGAAUCUAACAAGUCACCGCGAAGAUCGCUGCGGCGCAGCGGCGGAGGAAGUGUACCUGGCUCGGAUCGUCUACGUCGUGUGGCCUUGCAGAGGCGCUCCCGGAGCCUUGGACGACGCGAUCUGCUUAAAGAAUUCAACGAUGCCGCGCCGAAUUCUUCGAAUUCUUCUCGAGGAACAGCUAAUACAACAUCAACUUCUUUGAGCUUUCUACCUGGGACUAGCAGUACUCCCGCAUCUGCUAAGCAAAAUGAUAAAAUGGCCACAGCAGCAGCAGCUACUGCAGCUCCCGCAGUAACUGAGAGCAUACCGUUGCAGAAUGAGAUCGAAAGAACCAUGAUGUUCACCCAACCACGUCGUGAGUUGCCUCUCAAUGCGACAUCACAGCUAUCCCUUGCCUCAGCAUCACAGGAAAACGGGGUACAACAACGCACCUACACCGUGGAAAUAGGUCCGGAGCCAGGGCAGCUUCUUCUCUCGCCUUCAAACAAAACUAGGAACAUCAGUGUGCAGCAGAGAUCACAUUUGUCACCAGUAAGACCUUUAUAUAAUACUUCGCUUAGACAAUCUCAGAUGGAGCAAAGACCCUCGUCACAGAUACGGAACUCGCCAGGAGCUGGACACGAGAUACUAGCGCCUGAUACUCCUCCACGUGUAAUGUGCCAAUCUCUGCGGGAGCCGGAAUUUACUGUGCCUGAAUCGCAGCCGGUAGUGCAUCAGGAGAAUAUGCAGCAAGUACUACAGACUUUAACAAGCAGCCCAGUUGCCGCUCCAUUUGUAGUCGUACCGCUCUCAUGCGUAUCUAAGCACAUAACACAAGAGGAGUCACAGCCACCAACAAGGUCAACUACACCAGUGGCAAAAGUUGCCAGUCGUAGCAUUCAAACGUCCUGCAGUCCGCGAUUCGUACAAAACGUGGCUGAAAUUAUGACGGAUGAUGACAGCGAUGACCAGCGGCAGUCCAGCUCUGCACCGUUAAAUUUGGCACCCCCAGGUGGGAACACAACCCGGCAACGUCGUUUACGCAAACGUAACCAAAGUGUGAAAAGUCCCAACAAGCUGCUGGACUUACAUUGCUCACGCUCAAAGGAUUCACAUCGUAACCGCACUCGAAAGACUCGACAGACGGCGCUUAAUAAGCCAUCCAGACCGCCUAUUAAUGGUGAAGAAUUCGCCCAGGAGUUGGCGCGCAUGAGCAACUAUGAGAUUCUCGAUUUGCGAAAACGCAAAUCGCUUGGCAAGUUGCAUCCUCUGAACGGACAUCGAGAGGAAAUAAGAGAGCAGAUGGUCAUUGAGGAACACAUAGAGUGGGAAAUAAUGCGUCGAAAUCUGGAUAAGCCCAGUCCCAAUCAUUCAACAGCCAAUGCGCCGUUGCAUCGUUUAAUGUCGCCAGUUAUACCAACCGAAACUGAAACAAUGUCAAAUCUGUUACCAGCAGCUCCACCCGCAGGCUUUGGAGAUGAUUCUGUACAAGAUCAAUACUCAAUGGACCAUCAGUCUACUUCAAAGCAGCAGCAACCAUUGCGUCGAUCAAACCUCAAACGCAGAGAUGCUAGCCGACAUGAGCCAAGAUCCAUGUCCACUUCUACAGUAAUAACAUCGCCAGCUCCUCCGCCAGACGAAUUUAGAAAUAGCCCCAUGCAGAGGCAACGCUCUGUGCAUCGCCAGAAGACACCGCAGAAGCGAAGUGGACGCCAUAGACGACGUGAACCAACUAUGAUCGAGGACGAUUUAUUGGCGGUCUGCACACCGCCGUCAAAGUUCCGUCAGUCCAAGUGCAGGCAGCAGGAGCAGUCGGCGUAUGUGGAGCCGGACAUAACUUUACUGGCUGAUCCACCGAAACAGUUCAGACAAUCCAAGUCCAGGCAGCUGAAGACGAAUGAUGUUGAAGAGCCAGGUCUGUCCAAGCAACAGAAGCAAUUGCAGACGGUUGUGGAGCCGAUUGUGUCUGCAUUGCCUGAUCCACUGGAACAGCUUCGGUGGUCCAAGACCAAGCAGUUGGAUGUUGCUAAGCCAGAUGAGACGGUAUUGGUGGAGCCGCCGUCACAGUUUCGGCGGUCAAAGCCCAGGCAGCAGUUGCAGUUGACUGUUGAUGAGUCUGAAGUGACUCCAUUGGCUGACCCACUGGAACAGCUUCAGCUCUCAAAGUUCGGGUACCUGAAAACCAUUGAAUCUGAAGAUCCUGAUCUGUCCUGGCAGCAAAAGCAGUUGACGGUUGUGGAGCCGAUUGUGUCUGCAUUGCCUGACCCACCGGAACAGUUUCGGCGGUCCAAGACCAAGCAGUCAGCUGUUGCUAAGCCAGAUGAGGCGGUAUUGGUAGAGCCGCCGUCACAGUUUCGGCGCUCAAAGCCCCGGCAGCAGUUGCAGGUGACUGCUGAUGAGUCUGACGUGACUCCAUUGGCUGACCCACUGGAACAGCUUCAGCUCUCCAAGUUCGUGCACCUGGAAACCAUUGAAUCUGAACAACCUGAUCUGCCCAGGCAGCAGAAACAGUUGUCAGCUGUUGACACGGAUGUGUUUGCUCUGCCAGCUACGCCGACACAGAUUCAAUUGUCCGGGUCCAAACAGAAAAAGUCGACGAAAGCUGUCGAGCCUAAUUUAACUGCAUUGGGAGAUCCGCCGGUGCAGUACAUUGAUGCAGUGCGGACAAGUGGCCCACAUCACGCUGACAUGCCAUAUAACUGCGAAAUGGCACAGAUAAGUUUGCAGAUGGAAGAACCGUCGCCAAUGACAACGCUAGCACCAUCGACACUGCCAGUGACCACUGCUUUGGAUGAGCAGCCAAGCACCAGCAAAGCCGCCCAGUCUAUGAGCAACAAGCAGAAAAAACAAUCGACGCCUGCAGAUAAUGUUUUUAAGAAACCAACUGCUCCAGCGCCGCGUUCAAAACAAAGUCAAAAGAAGAAGAGGGAACUGGAGAAUCUGUGCAUUAGGCUGGUUAACGAAACGCUGCCACCAGAAGAUCCAGACUCUGUAUCCGAUUGGAACACAACUGGAGUUCGCAAAUCCAAACGUGGUCAGGUGCCACUGCGCAACACUUGGGUCCACUCCAAAGGCGAUCCGUUCGCUCAAAUGCGCAAAAUAUAUGAGAAGACUAUGAUGGUCACAGCAACAGCAAGCAAGCCCAAAAAGCAAUCCGGCGCAAAUAGCAGCGACUUAUUAAUGGGCAGGCCACCAUUGUCAAGCAGCACGCCACGCAAUGCAGCCCCGAACAAGAACACCACCACAUCUGGUAAGCGUAAGCGUGGGCAGCAAAAUGAUCAAGAAGAGGGAAAAUACGAGUCCAACCAGUAUCAGAUAUCGGGCAUAACAGCAUUGAACAGCAUAGCAGAGCAACCGGAGGAGCUUCCAGAGCAGCCAGGGGAGCAACCUAGAGAACAAUCAGAGAAGCAACCUAAAGAACAGCCAAAGGAGCAACCUAAAGAACAGCCAGAGGAGCAACCUAAAGAGCAGCCAGUUAAAGCUAAAGAUGAAACCACAAAGCGCGGUCGCAAAAAAAAGGUCAACAUAGUGGAGACCAUGCCACCACCAGACGCUAGCCCCAAAAAGAAAAAGAAUAAAGGUGGCAAGAAAAAACCAGUAACUCCUUUAGUAUCACAAACUGAUCCAGAACCGGAACCAAUGGCAUUCUCAGCUUCAACAACAAAUGAUAUUCAGCAGGAAAUUGAAUCUGUGCCUGCUUUGGAGCCUGAGCCGCAAUCGAUCAAUCAGACAGAGGAUCAUAGAUUUCCGCUGUUGGACUGGCUAAGAGAGGCCAAGGAUGGCACUAUCUCCAUUGAUGGCUGCAAUACCGAAGAGGAGAAUGAUUCCCUGGUUAUCUCAAGAGCAGCUAAUCUGCAGUUCUCGAAUCUCAACGGUAUUGACUAUGCAUUCUAUAAUGGUGAGGAUAAUUCGUGCACCGUGGGAUACAUGCGCUUUCAGCCGUUCCAAGUUCGCGGCGUUAAUCGAGCUAAGCGCAAACUGCAAUUUGUAGCUCUUCAUGGUCAGUUUAAAGUAGAAGUGGAAAAUGAAGACUCCAAAGAAAAUGAGCAGUACACUAUGAAUACAGGCGACUUAGUGGAAAUUAAAAAGGGCUGCCGGUACAACAUUAAAAAUAUCUUGAAUGAAGUCUGCGUUUUGCUAAUUAAUCGGAACUAAAUACAUGUAUCAUCGUUUUAGCAUAAGCUUUUUACUAUCUUAGUUUUUGCCAAUGAAAUAUUAACAAUGUUUAAUUUGAAAUAUCUUAAAGAACUGGGCUUAAAUUAAUUUUUGUUAUAUGUAUCAUUUAAAUAAUUCAAGAAAGUUACACUAUUACAUUUUAUUUUAAAUAUAUUGAAAUACACACUUGGAUUUUCAACUACUUAAA